Hippopotamus amphibius kiboko is the source of this 2496-nucleotide messenger RNA. RefSeq names its product cell division cycle 25A (gene CDC25A). Gene Ontology annotation, cellular component: nucleus; cytoplasm. Gene Ontology annotation, biological process: positive regulation of G2/MI transition of meiotic cell cycle; G2/M transition of mitotic cell cycle; positive regulation of G2/M transition of mitotic cell cycle. Gene Ontology annotation, molecular function: protein tyrosine phosphatase activity. The transcript is spliced from 15 exons. The record is from RefSeq and is a predicted model, not a curated record. Lineage: Eukaryota; Metazoa; Chordata; Mammalia; Artiodactyla; Hippopotamidae. The coding region runs from base 434 to 2008 and encodes 524 amino acids.
GGCAGCGAGAGCCCGGAGGGAGGUGAAGGUCGGCCAGGUUUUCUGCACUCCCGAGCUCGGCAAGAGAGUGAAAGAAAAGUGAAGAGAGUGUGAGACAGGGCCGUUGCCUCGCGGCCCUAGCAGCUCUCCCUCCCUGACCUGUCCCGCUUGUUUGGAUUUAAUCUUCAGGUUGCCGGCGCCCGCCCGCCCGCCGGCCUCGCGGAGAGAGGGGAAGCCCCCGCGCCUGUGGCUGGCGCCUGCCGAGUCCGGACGGCCGCCCGUCCGCGCCGCUUGCCCGCGGCAGCCGCGUCCCUGAACCGCGGGCUCGUGUUUGUGUUUGACCCGCGGGCGCCGGCAGCCGGGCGCGCGGCCGAGGCCAGUGCCGGCGGGGCGGGGCGGGCGCGGCGGAGGCGGAGGAAGAGGGAGCGGGAUCCCUGGGAGGCCAGGCGCCGCCAUGGAACUGGGCCCGGAGCCCCCGCACCGCCGCCGCCUGCUCUUCGCUUGCAGCCCCCCUCCCGCACCGCAGCCCGUCGUGAAGGCGCUGUUCAGCACGCCAGCCACCGGGGGCCUGUCGCCUGUCACCAACCUGACGGUCACCAUGGACCAGCUGCAGGGGCUGGGCAGUGAGUAUGAACAGCCACUGGAGGUGAGAAACAGCAGUCUGCAGAGAAUGGGCUCCUCCGAAUCAACUGAUUCAGGCUUCUGUCUAGAUUCUCCUGGACCCUUGGAUAGUAAAGAAAACCUUGAAAAUCCCAUGAGGAGAAUAAAUUCCCUCCCUCAGAAGCUCUUGGGGUGUAGCCCAGCUCUGAAGAGGAGCCAUUCUGAUUCUCUUGACCAUGAUGUCUUUCAGCUGAUUGACCAGGAUGAGAACAAGGAAAAUGAAGCCUUUGAGUUUAAGAAGCCAGUAAGACCUGCAUCUCGUGGCUGUCUGCAUGCUCAUGGACUGGAGGAGGGUAAAGAUCUCUUCACACAGAGGCAGAACUCUGCCCCAGCUUGGAUGCAUUCCUCAAAUGAAAGAGAUGGCAGUGAACCAGGGAAUUUCAUUCCUUUUUUCAUGCCCCAGUCCCCUGUGACUGCCACUUUGUCUGAUGAGGAUGAUGGCUUCAUGGAUCUUCUCGAUGGAGACAAUCUGAAGAAUGAUGAAGAGACCCCAUCCUGCAUGGCAAGCCUCUGGACAGCUCCUCUUGUCAUGAGAAGAACUACAAACCUGGGCAAUCGAUACAAGCUGUUUGACUCACCUUCCACGUGUACCUCCACCAUCCGGUCAAUGCUGAAAAGACCAGAUCGAUUGCAAGAGGAGUCCCCACGUGGAAAUAGGAAGCGGAGGAAGAGCGUGGUUGGGUCCAGUCCUGAAGCAGCAGCUAGUCCAGAGGAGCCCCAGGAGAUUCUACAUCAGUCUUUAUCUCUGGCAUCUUCCCCAAAAGGGACCAUUGAGAAUAUUUUGGAUAAUGACCCAAGAGACCUUAUAGGAGACUUCUCCAAGGGUUACCUCUUUCACACAGUUGCUGGGAAGCAUCAGGAUUUAAAAUACAUCUCUCCAGAAAUUAUAGCAUCUGUUUUGAAUGGCAAGUUUGCCAACCUCAUUAAAGAGUUCGUUAUCAUUGACUGCCGAUACCCAUAUGAGUAUGAGGGAGGCCACAUCAAGGGUGCAGUGAACUUGCACAUGGAAGAGGAGGUUGAAGACUUCUUACUCAAGAAGCCCAUCGUACCUACGGAUGACAAGCGCAUCAUCGUGGUGUUCCACUGCGAGUUUUCUUCUGAGCGAGGCCCUCGCAUGUGCCGAUACGUGCGAGAGAGAGAUCGGCUUGGUAACGAGUACCCCAAACUCCACUAUCCGGAGCUGUAUGUCCUGAAGGGCGGAUACAAGGAGUUCUUCCUGAAAUGCCAGUCUCACUGCGAGCCCCCCAGCUACCGGCCCAUGCACCACGAGGACUUUAAAGAAGACCUGAAGAAGUUCCGCACCAAGAGCCGGACCUGGGCCGGGGAAAAGAGCAAGAGAGAGAUGUACAGCCGUCUGAAGAAGCUCUGAGAGCCUCAGUGCCAGACAGCAGCAGCCUGAGCCUCCCUCCCUCGCCAUCCUCCCCUCUUUGCUGCAAAGAAACUUGAGCAAAGGGACCAGCUGUGUGACAUUGGGCGAGAAGGCCUGAGGCUUCCACAUCUUAAACCUACCUCUCACACUCCCAAGGUUGGAGCCCAGAGCAUCCUGCUGGCUCUUCUGUCCCUGUAAGAUGUCCUCCUUCUGCAACAGGAUGGUCUGCCGAGGCCACAGCAGAGUUUCAAGCACCAAGUCAACAUGUUCUGACUCCUCAUCCCCCACAGUUGGAUGAACCACCUGGGGCCUCAGUGGGCACUGGUCUUCUCUCCUGAGGGGAGGGGUAGUAGAGUCUGAGUGGAGAGAAGACUCGCAAAUGCUGCUGGCCAAAUACCAAAGAUGGCCUGGGAAGGAAAGGUCUUUGUGGAAUAACCCAUACCAUUAAUUUAUUCAACUUCGUCAAUCACUUUUUUUUCUUUUUUUUU